Molecule: messenger RNA, 7083 nt
Organism: Closterium sp. Naga37s-1
Lineage: Eukaryota; Viridiplantae; Streptophyta; Zygnematophyceae; Desmidiales; Closteriaceae
Source: the annotation of a GenBank genome assembly
AUGCUUCUCCUCGCUCUCCUGCUCACUGUGCUCUGCCUGAUCUGCGCUAUCGGCAUGGGCGUUUGGCUUGGCAGUCAUGACCUACCCGCUCUGCCGUAUUACGGCGUGAGUUAUUAUUACCUGGGCGUGGGAGGGGAGGCGGCGCUGAAUUUCUUUGCGACGCUGAUUCUGCUGCAGGUGCUGGUGCCGAUAUCGCUGUAUAUUUCCAUGGAGCUGGUGAGGAUCGUGCAGGCUGUGCUCAUGACGUGUGACCGGCACAUGUGUGAUGAGGAGGGGCACAGGGAGGCAGAGGCGAGUGCUGGGUGGAAGAGGCACUGGGUGGGGAGUGCGCGGGGAAUGAGGAUUGGCCGAUGGGGGAGGAAGAAGAAACGUGUGGGAGAGGGGAAGGGAGGCGAGGAGGCGGCAGUGGAGGAGGGGGUGGAGGUUGGGAAAGGGGCGGUGGUGGGAGCGGCGGGGUUGGACAAUGGGAAGGGGAGCGGAGGUGGUGACGGUGGUGUUAGUGGCGGCAAGAGCGAGAGUGGGUUGCUGUGCCGCGCGCUGAACAUCAAUGAGGAUCUGGGGCAGGUGAGGCACGUGCUGACAGACAAGACCGGCACGCUCACUGAGAACCGCAUGGCCUUCCACUCCUGCUCCGUUGCUGGUGUAGAUCUGCACUCCCUCCUCACUCCAACCGGGAAAGCCUUUGACACUUCUUCUGCUGCUGCUGCUGCUGCCGCUGCUGCUGGUGCCUCUGAGUCUGAGUUUAUCCGAAGGGCGUCUGCUGCUCCUGCUGCUGUUGGUCCUGCUGCUGAUGCACGGGCUGUGGAGGUUCAAGGUGGUGCCGAACCUGGAGCGGUUUCCGAGGCUGAUGUGGAGGCUCGGUCGGUGCAGCCGCCUGAUGGUGUUGGUGGUUUGGGACCGCUGCAGCUGUCAGCGGGGUUGGCUCGGGAGUUUGCUGACGUGGCGGGGCCUGGUGCUGGCGGGGUGCUGGAUGAGUUCCUAUUGGUGCUGGCGGCGUGCAACAAUGUGGUGCCGACACGUGUCAGUGUGACAGCGAGCGGUGAGCUGGACAUGCAUGCUGUGAGCGAGGGGGAGGAUGACGUGGAGGAUCGGGAGGAGGAAGAGGGAGAGGAGGAGAUUGAAAAGGAGGGAGAUGGAAGAAAGGAAGAUGCAGGGGAGAAGCACAAGGGGAAUGGGGGACUGGUUAUGGCAGCACAGAAUCAAAGCCCUGGUGCUGCUUCAUCUGUGGCUGCUGAUGUGAAACUGGGACUUCUUGACGUGGCUGCAGUGCCCACUGCUGACGUGGCAAGUGAUGACGUAGCAGAGGAGCUGGCGGAGGUGAUUGAGUACCAGGGCGAGUCGCCAGAUGAGGUGGCACUGGUGAAGGCUGCGGCCGGCAUGGGUUGGCAGCUAGUGCAGCGAUCAGAGCACCACAUUGUGAUCAACGUCAGAGGGAAGGACGAAAGGUACGAGGUGCUGGGGGUGCACGAGUGUGACAGCACAUGCAGCCGCUUUCUGAGGUACGAGGUGCUGGGGGUGCACGAGUGUGACAGCACAUGCAGCCGCUUUCUGAGGUACGAGGUGCUGGGGGUGCACGAGUGUGACAGAACAUGCAGCCGCUUUCUGAGGUACGAGGUGCUGGGGGUGCACGAGUGUGACAGCACAUGCAGCCGCUUUCUGAGGUACGAGGUGCUGGGGGUGCACGAGUGUGACAGCACAUGCAGCCGCUUUCUGAGGUACGAGGUGCUGGGGGUGCACGAGUGUGACAGCACAUGCAGCCGCUUUCUGAGGUACGAGGUGCUGGGGGUGCACGAGUGUGACAGCACAUGCAGCCGCUUUCUGAGGUACGAGGUGCUGGGGGUGCACGAGUGUGACAGCACAUGCAGCCGCUUUCUGAGGUACGAGGUGCUGGGGGUGCACGAGUGUGACAGCACAUGCAGCCGCUUUCUGAGGUACGAGGUGCUGGGGGUGCACGAGUGUGACAGCACAUGCAGCCGCUUUCUGAGGUACGAGGUGCUGGGGGUGCACGAGUGUGACAGCACAUGCAGCCGCUUUCUGAGGUACGAGGUGCUGGGGGUGCACGAGUGUGACAGCACAUGCAGCCGCUUUCUGAGGUACGAGGUGCUGGGGGUGCACGAGUGUGACAGCACAUGCAGCCGCUUUCUGAGGUACGAGGUGCUGGGGGUGCACGAGUGUGACAGCACAUGCAGCCGCUUUCUGAGGUACGAGGUGCUGGGGGUGCACGAGUGUGACAGCACAUGCAGCCGCUUUCUGAGGUACGAGGUGCUGGGGGUGCACGAGUGUGACAGCACAUGCAGCCGCUUUCUGAGGUACGAGGUGCUGGGGGUGCACGAGUGUGACAGCACAUGCAGCCGCUUUCUGAGGUACGAGGUGCUGGGGGUGCACGAGUGUGACAGCACAUGCAGCCGCUUUCUGAGGUACGAGGUGCUGGGGGUGCACGAGUGUGACAGCACAUGCAGCCGCUUUCUGAGGUACGAGGUGCUGGGGGUGCACGAGUGUGACAGCACAUGCAGCCGCUUUCUGAGGUACGAGGUGCUGGGGGUGCACGAGUGUGACAGCACAUGCAGCCGCUUUCUGAGGUACGAGGUGCUGGGGGUGCACGAGUGUGACAGCACAUGCAGCCGCUUUCUGAGGUACGAGGUGCUGGGGGUGCACGAGUGUGACAGCACAUGCAGCCGCUUUCUGAGGUACGAGGUGCUGGGGGUGCACGAGUGUGACAGCACAUGCAGCCGCUUUCUGAGGUACGAGGUGCUGGGGGUGCACGAGUGUGACAGCACAUGCAGCCGCUUUCUGAGGUACGAGGUGCUGGGGGUGCACGAGUGUGACAGCACAUGCAGCCGCUUUCUGAGGUACGAGGUGCUGGGGGUGCACGAGUGUGACAGCACAUGCAGCCGCUUUCUGAGGUACGAGGUGCUGGGGGUGCACGAGUGUGACAGCACAUGCAGCCGCUUUCUGAGGUACGAGGUGCUGGGGGUGCACGAGUGUGACAGCACAUGCAGCCGCUUUCUGAGGUACGAGGUGCUGGGGGUGCACGAGUGUGACAGCACAUGCAGCCGCUUUCUGAGGUACGAGGUGCUGGGGGUGCACGAGUGUGACAGCACAUGCAGCCGCUUUCUGAGGUACGAGGUGCUGGGGGUGCACGAGUGUGACAGCACAUGCAGCCGCUUUCUGAGGUACGAGGUGCUGGGGGUGCACGAGUGUGACAGCACAUGCAGCCGCUUUCUGAGGUACGAGGUGCUGGGGGUGCACGAGUGUGACAGCACAUGCAGCCGCUUUCUGAGGUACGAGGUGCUGGGGGUGCACGAGUGUGACAGCACAUGCAGCCGCUUUCUGAGGUACGAGGUGCUGGGGGUGCACGAGUGUGACAGCACAUGCAGCCGCUUUCUGAGGUACGAGGUGCUGGGGGUGCACGAGUGUGACAGCACAUGCAGCCGCUUUCUGAGGUACGAGGUGCUGGGGGUGCACGAGUGUGACAGCACAUGCAGCCGCUUUCUGAGGUACGAGGUGCUGGGGGUGCACGAGUGUGACAGCACAUGCAGCCGCUUUCUGAGGUACGAGGUGCUGGGGGUGCACGAGUGUGACAGCACAUGCAGCCGCUUUCUGAGGUACGAGGUGCUGGGGGUGCACGAGUGUGACAGCACAUGCAGCCGCUUUCUGAGGUACGAGGUGCUGGGGGUGCACGAGUGUGACAGCACAUGCAGCCGCUUUCUGAGGUACGAGGUGCUGGGGGUGCACGAGUGUGACAGCACAUGCAGCCGCUUUCUGAGGUACGAGGUGCUGGGGGUGCACGAGUGUGACAGCACAUGCAGCCGCUUUCUGAGGUACGAGGUGCUGGGGGUGCACGAGUGUGACAGCACAUGCAGCCGCUUUCUGAGGUACGAGGUGCUGGGGGUGCACGAGUGUGACAGCACAUGCAGCCGCUUUCUGAGGUACGAGGUGCUGGGGGUGCACGAGUGUGACAGCACAUGCAGCCGCUUUCUGAGGUACGAGGUGCUGGGGGUGCACGAGUGUGACAGCACAUGCAGCCGCUUUCUGAGGUACGAGGUGCUGGGGGUGCACGAGUGUGACAGCACAUGCAGCCGCUUUCUGAGGUACGAGGUGCUGGGGGUGCACGAGUGUGACAGCACAUGCAGCCGCUUUCUGAGGUACGAGGUGCUGGGGGUGCACGAGUGUGACAGCACAUGCAGCCGCUUUCUGAGGUACGAGGUGCUGGGGGUGCACGAGUGUGACAGCACAUGCAGCCGCUUUCUGAGGUACGAGGUGCUGGGGGUGCACGAGUGUGACAGCACAUGCAGCCGCUUUCUGAGGUACGAGGUGCUGGGGGUGCACGAGUGUGACAGCACAUGCAGCCGCUUUCUGAGGUACGAGGUGCUGGGGGUGCACGAGUGUGACAGCACAUGCAGCCGCUUUCUGAGGUACGAGGUGCUGGGGGUGCACGAGUGUGACAGCACAUGCAGCCGCUUUCUGAGGUACGAGGUGCUGGGGGUGCACGAGUGUGACAGCACAUGCAGCCGCUUUCUGAGGUACGAGGUGCUGGGGGUGCACGAGUGUGACAGCACAUGCAGCCGCUUUCUGAGGUACGAGGUGCUGGGGGUGCACGAGUGUGACAGCACAUGCAGCCGCUUUCUGAGGUACGAGGUGCUGGGGGUGCACGAGUGUGACAGCACAUGCAGCCGCUUUCUGAGGUACGAGGUGCUGGGGGUGCACGAGUGUGACAGCACAUGCAGCCGCUUUCUGAGGUACGAGGUGCUGGGGGUGCACGAGUGUGACAGCACAUGCAGCCGCUUUCUGAGGUACGAGGUGCUGGGGGUGCACGAGUGUGACAGCACAUGCAGCCGCUUUCUGAGGUACGAGGUGCUGGGGGUGCACGAGUGUGACAGCACAUGCAGCCGCUUUCUGAGGUACGAGGUGCUGGGGGUGCACGAGUGUGACAGCACAUGCAGCCGCUUUCUGAGGUACGAGGUGCUGGGGGUGCACGAGUGUGACAGCACAUGCAGCCGCUUUCUGAGGUACGAGGUGCUGGGGGUGCACGAGUGUGACAGCACAUGCAGCCGCUUUCUGAGGUACGAGGUGCUGGGGGUGCACGAGUGUGACAGCACAUGCAGCCGCUUUCUGAGGUACGAGGUGCUGGGGGUGCACGAGUGUGACAGCACAUGCAGCCGCUUUCUGAGGUACGAGGUGCUGGGGGUGCACGAGUGUGACAGCACAUGCAGCCGCUUUCUGAGGUACGAGCACCUCAUUCUCUCUGCCACCGAGCGUCACAUUCAUCAGUACUCUCAAACCGGCCUGCGCACUCUCGUCAUCGCCGCCCGCCCGCUCCCGCCCGCCGCCCUCCACGCCUGGCUCGCCGCCUUCCGCGCCGCCGCCCGCUCUCUCUCCGCCGACCGGGACGCGCAGCUCGCCGCACUAGCUGACGAAACGGAGCGGCGGUUGCAGAUUCUGGGCGCUACAGGCAUUGAGGAUAGGCUACAGGCGGGUGUGCCAGCAGCGCUACAGAUGCUGAGAGGGGCCGGGAUGAAGGUGUGGAUGCUGACUGGGGAUAAGGUGGAGACGGGUGUUUCAAUCGCUCGGUCGUGUGGGCUGGUGAGGAGAGAGGAUCGGGUUGUUAGGGUGAGUGCGGGGACCGAGAGGGAGUGUGAGAGGAGGCUGAGGGAGGUGUGUGGGAUGGAGGGGAGUGGGGUGGGGGAAGCGGGGGGAUUGGGAGAGGUGGAGGGGGUGGGGAGCGGGAGAGGAGAGGGAGGGGCUGCAGCAGUGGAGGAGGAGGAGGGUGAUUGUAGGGAUGGUGCGAGCAGGAGCAGCAGCAGCAGCGUUAGUUGUGGCAGUAGCGAGGUGCGGGGCCUGAAUGGGGCUAGCCUGGGGGAGGAUGAAGGCGAGGGGAGGACAGGGGAGGCGGUGAGGAAGCACAUGGGCGCCCAGAGGAAACACAGUGGCGCCCUGGGCUCAUGGAAUGCAGGCAGUGCGGCAGCGUCAUGUGCCAUGGCCGUCGAUGGCGCUACACUGGCACUCGCUCUCUCACCUGCUCUGCGCCGCCUGUUCUUCCGAGCAUCACAGCGCUGCUCCGUGGUGCUGUGCUGUCGAGUGGCGCCCAUGCAGAAGGCUGCUGUGGUGGCACUCGUGAGGCAGCUGUCAGGGGAAUUAACCCUCGCGAUUGGCGAUGGUGCCAACGACGUGCCAAUGAUUCAAACAGCGGCCAUAGGGGUGGGCAUCAGAGGCCACGAGGGGAGGCAGGCAGUGAUGGCGAGUGACUUCGCCAUCUCGCAGUUCCGCUUCCUCGCCCGCCUGCUGCUGGUGCACGGGCACUGGAACUACCAUCGCAUGGCCUACAUGAUCGUCUACAAUCUCUACAAGAACACUGUCUUCGUGCUCCUGCUCUUCUGGUACCUCUCCCAAACCGCGUUCUCUACAACCCCAGCCAUCGGCCAGCUGAGCCUCAUGUUCUUCUCCCUCACCUACACCACCCUCCCCACCGUCGUCGUCGCCUCCAUCGACCAAACCCUCCUGCCCGCCCGCCUGCUCGCCUGGCCGCAGCUCUACGGCGCCGGGCAGCGCGAGGAAACUUACAACCUGCCCAUGUUUCUGGCUGCCAUGCUGGAUGCCACGUGGCAGAGCCUGGUGCUGUUUCUGGUGGGCGUGGCAACAGUGAGUGUGCUAGACGGCGACAUGUGGGCGUUGGGGCAGACGUGGUUGGUGGCGCUGGUGCUGGUGGUGACUGUACAUCUUGCGAUGGACAUCCGACGGUGGACGUGGCUCCACGCGGCUGCGAUUGCGAUCGCUAUACUCGUUACAGUGGUCUCGAUAGUGGUUAUUGACUACAUCCCUCUGCUGCCUGAAUACGGCCCCUUCCGAAUCGCCAUCGCGACAUCUACCUUCUGGUUGGACAUGCUGCUGAUGGCGCUGCUGCCACGCUUCUGCUCCACCCUUGUCUCUCUCAUUCUCAAUACCAUGCUCUCCCCACCCAACCAGGUCGUUCCGAUACGCCAUCGCCACGUCAACAUUUUGGUUGGACGUGCUGCUGAUGGUGGUGCUGGCACUGCUGCCACGCUUCUGUGUCAAGGUGGCCUACCAAAAGUGGUGGCCCUCUGA